Messenger RNA from Didymodactylos carnosus, 3855 nucleotides. NCBI's taxonomy places the organism in Eukaryota, Metazoa, Rotifera, Eurotatoria, Philodinida, Philodinidae. The record is from the annotation of a GenBank genome assembly.
AUGGAGCUUAGAAAUUGGCUUGGUAGUCAUCAUCAAGUUAAUGUCGUAGUACCGUCUGUUGUAUCCGCGGAUCAAUAUUCUUCGUCUUCGUCAACUAGUCAACACCAUCAUUUACAUCAUUACCAUCAUCCACAAGAUACCUCAUCCCAUCAUCAUUCUCAAGCCAGACUUAAUCAUCAAUCCCAACAACAGCAAUUAUUGCAGUUAGCUCAAUUACAACAUCAUCAUCAUCAUCAACAACAACAACAACAUAUCAGUCAAAUUAAUAAUAAUACAAGUAAUAAUCAGAUUAUAACUGAUCCGUCGUCUAACGCUGAUUAUUUUCUUCAUAUUCAAAAUUCCACUGUACCAAAUUCAACAAAUCUAAGUAAAAAGCAACGUUUAGAACAAUUAAAUUUAUUAACAACAGCUGCAGCGGUGGCUGCUGCCUCCGUACCCACCUCUAUUCUUAAUGAUACAUCAAAUCUAGUUAGUGAUUCUCCACCUCUUCUAACCACCAAUGUUGCAAAUCAUCGUACACAACCAUCGAAAGUAUUAAAACAACAGCAACAAUCAUCUUCGAAAAAGCAACAGUUACAAUUGAUCGAUAAUGAUCAGCAACGACAUGAUGGUGGAGAAGCUGUUACUCAAGGAUCGUCAUCGUCUCAAAUUUCCUCUACGACAACAGAAGACGAUUCAACAGCACGUCACCAUCAUUAUCAUCAUCACCAUCACCAUCAUCAUUUGUUGUUGACAUCUCCUGUACCGUCACAAGUACCAGAACUAAUAGAUUCAUCCAAAAUUUCUGUUCAAAGUUUAAAGCGCAAACACGACGAUUCAAUUGAUAUGACUGUUAAACAGCAACAACAAGAAUUAGUCACAUCUUCAUCAUCAGCUACUUCUUCUGUAUCGGCGGCUGUUGUUUCACAAGCUUCAAUAAUAAGCACAAAUGCAAAUGGAAUUCAUUAUGAAACGGGAGCGAUCGGUAAUGUUCAACCUGCUCAACAAGUUCAUACAACCACACAAAAAUAUCAGCAGCAGCAGCAGUCGCAACAACUAUCAGUUGUUGCCAUGCAAGAACAACAAGAUCAAAAACAACCAGUUGCACCCACAAACGACGGUGAUUAUCAACUGGUUCAAAAUGAAGUGUUGUAUUCAAUGACGAAUUCGUACGAAGUAUUGGAAUUUCUUGGUCGUGGUACAUUCGGUCAAGUUGUUAAAUGUUGGAAAAAGGGUACCAAUGAAGUAGUAGCUAUAAAAAUAUUAAAAAAUCAUCCGUCCUACGCGAGACAAGGUCAAAUUGAAGUAUCAAUUUUGUCACGUUUGGGUCAAGAAAAUGCUGAUGAAUAUAAUUUAGUUCGUGCCUAUGAGGUGUUUACACAUAAAAAUCAUACAUGUUUAGUAUUUGAAAUGUUGGAACAAAAUUUGUACGAUUUUCUAAAACAAAAUAAAUUUUCACCUUUACCAUUGAAAUGUAUUCGACCAAUUGUGCAACAAGUAUUAGUUGCUCUACAUAAAUUGAAACAGUUGGGUUUAAUUCAUGCUGAUACAAAACCAGAGAACAUUAUGUUGUUGGAUCCAAUUCGUCAACCAUAUAAAGUCAAAGUAAUCGAUUUUGGAUCGGCUAGUCCAGUAUCGAAAGCAAUUACGUCAACAUAUUUACAAUCAAGAUAUUACAGAGCCAUUGAAAUUUUACUUGGAUUACCGUUCUGUGAAGCAAUUGACAUGUGGUCGUUGGGUUGUGUUAUCGCUGAAUUAUUUUUAGGUUGGCCACUCUAUCCGGGCUCAUCUGAAUAUGAUCAAAUACGUUAUAUAUCUCAAACUCAAGGUUUACCACCUCAAUCAAUGUUAUCAAAUGGAACAAAAACGCAAAGGUUUUUCAAUCGUGAUGAAAGAGAAUCACCCUAUCCAUUUUGGAGAUUAAAAACACCCGAAGAACAUGAAGCUGAAACAGGUAUCAAAUCGAAAGAAGCAAGAAAAUAUAUUUUCAACUGUCUCGACGAUAUGGCACAAAUCAAUGUUCCAUCAGAUUUGGAAGGUGUUGAAUUAGUGGCAGAAAAAUUAGAUCGUCGUGAAUUUGUUGAUAUUUUAAAACGAAUGUUACAUUUGGAUCAAGAAUAUCGCAUAACACCAGCCGAAGCUUUGAAUCAUCCAUUUGUCACAAUGGCACAUUUAGUCGAUUUUGCACAUUGUAACAAUGUUCGCCAUAGUGUUCAAAUGAUGGAAGUUUGUAAACGUUCAAAACCGCCAACUGUACCAGUAAAUUUGGUAUCAGAUUUGAACAGUAGUUUUCUAAACGGUUUUAAUGGACAAAUGACAUUUGCUUCCGCACAACAAAUGGCAUUACAACAACAACAGCAAGCGGCACAACAACAAGCACAACAAGCACAACAAUUACAAGCUUUUCGAACAACACAAGGUCGUGGUGGUGAUAUUUAUGUUUCGUAUCCAAUUCCAGCUGCAGCUGCAUCUUAUAUUCCGAACAUAGCAUUGACUCAACAACUUGCUCAAGCGCAAGCAGCCGCAGCACAUGCAGCCAGACAACAAAUACCAGCAUUAUCUUUGAUACCACCAUAUCAAGAUCUUGGUUCUCCGUUGUUUGGUACUCAAACAGCAGCUGCAAUGUUAUCAAUUCCUACACAGUUACCAUUAGGUACUUUACAGCCAAUUGGAAUACCUAUUUCAUUACCAAUGGUUCAAGCUGAUCAAACAAGACAUUUUCUAAUUAACAAUAAUGCCACUGCCACGUGGGGUCCAGCGAAUCAAUUUCUUGUUCCACCUACGUUUGCCGCUGCGGCCGCUGCUGUUGCUCGACGAAAUAGCGUACUACUACAAGAUGCAGAUCAACUAUGGCGUGCACCAUUAAUGUCAUUUGAUCCAAAUAUUGAUUCUACUCAACAACAGCAACAAUCGACGUCGAAUAAAGUAUCAGCUGCCACCGCUUUAUAUCCAUUAGAAUUAAAUGAUUCAAGAAUGUUUGCUCGUAUAAAUCAUCAACAUCAACCAACAUCAUCAACAAAUUCUUCUAAUAGCUCUAAUAAUCGCUGUCAAAGGUAUGUUCCAAAAGAUGUGAACAUAAACAAUAAUAAUAACAAUAGUAAUCGACGAUAUAAUUCUAAUAACGAUCAAACUAAAAUUAAUAGUAGUAUCAAAUUGAUUAAUCAAUUAAAUGCUCAACAACAACAGCAACAACAUUACAUUCAACAAUCUUAUCCAGUACAACAAACUCAACAGCAGCAAUAUGUUGGUACAACAGCGUCAACUUCAUCCUGUGGAUCAUCUAGUUCUUCAUCUGUGGCAUCUAUGCCUCUGUCUCAACACGAUAAUCCACAAAGACCUGUUUCUGUUAUUACAUUAUCGUCCGAUUCAGAUGAUGAAAAAGAUAUAACACCAACACAUCAAAGAACGGUGUUUAAUGCACCUCCAAUUAUUUCUAAUCCGUCAUCAAAGCAUAAACAUCUUCAACAAGUGCCUGUUAAUGAUCAUAAAUCGCAUGAUAAUAAGCAGCAAAUAAAAAAAGAACGACUUAGUAUAGAUACAACAAAUAAUAUUAUACAGCAGUAUCAAAUGCCGUCCAGUCUUUUAUUAAAUCCGUCGUCAAAUUCAAAGCCUGAGCCAACAUUUUACGACUAUCAGCAACAUCAGCACGAUUGUCGACAACAAGCUCUUCUUGGUUCGCUUGUUUAUAAUGAUCCAAGACACAUGAGUUUAUUUUUGUCACCAAAUAGCUUUGUAACAACUGCCAGUCAUCAUGCACAUCAUCCAUCGGCACAUCAACUAUAUUCAUCAAUGAGUCCAACAACAGCCGCUGCUGCUUUAGCUGCUGCAGCUGCCGCUCAAACAAAUAGACAUCAUCAUCAUCGACGUUUAUAUUAA